Nannospalax galili (Upper Galilee mountains blind mole rat) is the source of this 3235-nucleotide messenger RNA. RefSeq names its product phosphatidylinositol glycan anchor biosynthesis class G (gene Pigg). The coding region runs from base 88 to 3045 and encodes 985 amino acids. Lineage: Eukaryota; Metazoa; Chordata; Mammalia; Rodentia; Spalacidae. The transcript has 14 exons. Gene Ontology annotation, biological process: GPI anchor biosynthetic process. The record is from RefSeq and is a predicted model, not a curated record. Gene Ontology annotation, cellular component: endoplasmic reticulum membrane.
CUGCCAGUCCUGUCUGUGGGCCCGGCUUGCUCACAGGAAGUUCCGGCUGGGGCAAGGUUCUAGUACCCGGCCCAGCGGGUGGCCACGAUGCGGCUGCGCUCCGGGGCCUUCGCCGCCAGCUGCGUAGCAGUUGAAGUCAUCGGGGUCGCUAUAUUUCUUCGGGGAUUCUUCCCCACUCCGGUUCGUUCCUCUGCCAGGCCGGAGCACCGAGCGGAGACCCCGGCGCCCGAGCCUGUAGCCGGAUCCAGUUCAAACUGGACAAAGCUGCCACCACCUCUCUUCAGUAAAGUUGUUAUUGUGCUUAUAGAUGCCUUAAGAGAUGAUUUUGUGUUUGGAUCAAAAGGUGUGAAGUACAUGCCCUACACAACUUACCUGAUAGAAAAAGGAGCAUCUCAUAGUUUUGUGGCAGAAGCAAAGCCACCCACAGUUACUAUGCCUCGAAUCAAGGCAUUGAUGACAGGGAGUCUACCAGGCUUUGUUGAUCUCAUAAGGAACCUCAAUUCCCCUGCGCUUUUAGAAGACAAUGUGAUAGGACAGGCAAAGGCUGCUGGGAAAAGAAUGAUCUUUUAUGGAGAUGAAACAUGGGUUAAAUUGUUCCCAAAGCAUUUUGUGGAAUAUGAUGGAACAACAUCAUUCUUUGUGUCAGAUUAUAUAGAGGUAAGUUUCUUUUUCUCUAGGCAUCUACCCAUGCUGGUGGGGCAGGCGGAUCUCUGUGAGUUCAAGGCCAGCCACUAUCUAGGGCUAGACCACAUUGGCCACAUUUCUGGGCCCAGCAGCCCCCUAAUUGGGCACAAGCUCAAUGAAAUGGACAGUAUCCUGAUGAAGAUUCAUACCUCACUGCUGUCAAAGGAAAGAGAGACUCUCUCACCCAGUUUGCUGGUUCUCUGUAGUGACCAUGGAAUGUCUGAGACAGGGAGCCAUGGAGCCUCUUCCACAGAGGAAGUAAGCACACCUCUGAUCUUAAUCAGCUCUGCAUUUGAAAGGAGACCUGGUGAUAUCCGACACCCAAAGCAUGUCCAGCAGACUGACUUGGCUGCAACACUAGCAAUAGGACUUGGUUUGCCGAUUCCCAAAGAUAAUGUAGGGAGCCUCUUAUUCCCAGUUAUAGAAGGAAAAUCAAUGAGAGAACAACUGAGAUUUUUGCAUUUAAAUACAUUACAGCUUAGCAAACUAUUACAAGAGAAUAUACCAUCAUAUGAAAAAGAUCCUGGAUUUGAGCAAUUUAAAAUGGCAGAAAGGUUGCAUGGGAACUGGGUCAAACUGCACUUGGAAGAAAACCAUUCAGACAUCCUGCUUGGCCUGGGGACCAAAGUCCUCAGGCAGUACCUUGGUGCCCUGAAGACUCUCAGUCUGUCCCUGAGCACACAAGUGGCCCAGUAUGACAUCUAUUCAAUGGUGAUAGGGACUGUCGUGGUUUUAGAGGUUCUCACCCUGCUCCUCAUUAGCAUCCCACAUGUGCUGUGCAGAAAGGCUGAACUGGACAUUGCUCUGUUGUCUCCUGUUUUUUCUCUGCUCUUUUAUUUGAUAUUUCUGGUUCUUACGGCCAUUCACGUCGUGGUGUGCACUUCGUCUGAGAGCUCAUGCUACUUCUGCAGCUUCCCAUGGCUGGCAGCAGGGGGCGUGAUGGUGCUAGUUUCUGCACUGCUCUGUGCAAUUUUGUCUGCUCUGGCCAGGAUGGUCAUCGAUGGCACUCUGUUGAGGAAGAAUGCAGCUCAUCCCAACUUAGAGUGGUCAGAAGUGGAACUCCUUCUUCUGCUGGGCACAGUGGGCCAUGUCCUGAGCCUGGGAGCCAGCAGCUUUGUGGAAGAAGAGCACCAGACUUGGUAUUUCCUUGUUAAUACCCUGUGUCUGGCUCUGAGCCAGGAAACCUGUAGGAGCUACUUUCUGAGAGAUGACUAUGGACCUCAGCAUCACUUCCAUGUGGAACAAGGAUUUGAAGGCAUCUUUGCCUGUACCCUACAGGACAGCACGGGCUACAGUGUCCCUAAGCCUGACAGAGCGGGUAAAGGCAUCCCCCUGGCUGAAGCACAAGGAGGCUAUAAGUGGUGGGCAGUGCUGGCAAGUCCAUGGCUAGUGCUGGUUUGCUGCCGGCUGCUGCGGUCCUUGAACCAGACAGGAGUACAGGGGGCCCAUCGGCCUGACCUCAGCCACUGGCUUACCAGCUCUGACCACAAAGUACAACUCUCGGGCCUAGCUGCCCUCUCUCUGCUUGUGAUCUUCAUGCUGAUUCAAAGGGGGUGCUCCCCCAUGUCCAAAGUAGCUCUAGCACUCGGGCUGCUGGGUGUCUUCUGCUAUAGAGCCGCUAUUGGAAAUGUGCUAUUCCCGUGGCAACCAGACAACAAAGGCAUUUCAAAGGGUAUUAUUGAAGCUCGUUUUGUUUAUGUGUUUAUCCUUGGCAUUCUGUUCAUGGGCACCAAAGACUUGCUUAAGUCACAAAUCAUUUCUGCAGACUUCAAAAUCAAGACUGUAGGUUUUUGGGAGAUAUAUAGUGGAUUAGUUCUUCUGGCAGCAUUGCUCUUGAGACCACAUAAUCUUCCAGUGUUAGCAUUUAGUCUCUUGAUUCAGACCAUAAUGACUAAGUUCAUCUGGAAGCCCCUGAAACAUGAUGCAGCUGAGAUCACUGUAAUGCAUUAUUGGUUUGGUCAAGCAUUCUUCUAUUUUCAGGGUAACUCCAACAACAUUGCCACCAUCGACAUCUCAGCAGGCUUUGUGGGUUUAGAUACCUACAUGGAAGUUCCAGCCACAUUCCUGACAGUGUUUGGAACAUAUGUGGGGCCUGUGCUCUGGGCCAGCCACCUUGUGCACUUUCUGAGCUCAGAAGCAAACAGUGGUUCAGCACUGAGCCGUGCUUGCUUCUGCUACGCACUGAUUUGCUCUGUUCCAGUUGCCACAUAUAUUAUUCUGGUGACAUCUCUGCGAUAUCAUUUAUUCAUAUGGAGUGUAUUUUCUCCAAAGCUUCUCUAUGAAGGAAUGCACCUGCUCAUCACAGCUGCCCUCUGUGUAGUGUUCACGGCCACAGACCAGACCAGCUAUACAAGGGCUUAGAUAGAGACAGACACUUGGAGCUUAUGCACUUUUCAGUCACUGUGUCAGGUAUUUGAAUAUUGAAAAACUGCUUAUGUGCAAGAUGAUUCUGAAAAAAAAAGGAAGCCUAUAAAGUUAAUGGGUAGCUUAAUUAUAAUUGAAUUUAGAUUAAAUAGUGUUAUUUUAAUAAAAAGAUCACUUUAAAAUAUGC